AUUUUACACGCAUAGGAGUUGAUUGUAAAAUGGGAAAAAAGGACAGAUGCAAAAAGAAAGGGAAAGGAGCUGAGAAAACGGCAUCGAAAACUGACAAGAAACUUAAACAAAAAAAUAAAAAAGAACUUGCUGCUAUAGGAGAGAUUUUGCGGGUUCAAAUGAAGGUGAUGAAUUGGAAAGUAUUUGAAAGUACACUUGCAGAACAUCAACAGUAAAUAACUAUGAUGGACAGCCAUUCCAACAUACCAACCAGUAUAAGAAACCAAAGGAUGAUAUUGAAAAUAUUGUAGCACAAAUAGAACUUGAAGAGAAGAAACAACAAGAAGUGGUAGAAAUUAUUGUUUCCCCUCCUUCAAGUAGAGCAAACUUUUCGUUAACAGCACAUCCAGAUAAAGAAGAACUAAUCCUUCUUGGAGGGGAAUAUUUCAAUGGACAAAAGACCUUUUUAUAUAGUGACUUAUACUUCUACAACAUCCCUCGGAAUGAGUGGAUACGAAUGAAGGCUCCUGGCGGGCCCCCUCCAAGAUGUAGUCAUCAAACAGUUGCAUUAUCUGCAGGCAAAGGCCAGUUAUGGGUGUUUGGAGGAGAGUAUGCAAGUCCAACACAGUCACAGUUCUACCAUUAUAAUGAUCUCUGGGUAUAUCAUGUGUCAAUGAAAAAAUGGGAAAAAAUAAGUGCUUCUGGAGGACCGUCGUCAAGAAGUGGGCAUAGAAUGGUGUAUAUUAAGAAGCAGCUGAUUGUGUUUGGAGGCUUCCAUGAUAAUUUGCGUGACUAUAAGUACUUCAAUGACGUGUAUGCCUUUAAUCUGGAGAACUACACGUGGAAACGAAUAGAACCUACAGGAACCCCACCUGCUCCUCGAUCAGGUUGUGUAAUGGUGGCUUUACCCAAUGGAAAAGUGCUCAUCUAUGGGGGAUACAGUAAAGAAAAAAUCAAACGUGAUGUUGAUAAAGGUGUAAUACAUACAGAUAUGUUCCUAUUAACACCAGAAAAGAAUGACAUAUCAGGACUGAAAUGGAAAUGGGUGGCAGUGAAACAAUCUGGAGCUCGUAUCUCAGCACGCUGUGGCAUGUCUGUAGCCGUUGCACCUGGCAACAAAGCCUAUGCAUUUGGUGGAGUAUGGGACAUUGAAGACAGUGAAAAUGAUCUAGCAGGGACAUUCUACAAUGACCUUCUUACUUUGGAUUUUGAUAAAACACUUUGGAGGACAGUCACACUGUCAGGUAAGAAGGAUUCUGGGAAGCAGAGAAGACGGCGCAAGGAGAAAAAUGAAUUACCCAAUGAUGUUGAAAAUGAUGAUUCUGAUAACAUAUUAAAUGAAAUGGAUACACUUGAAUUGCAAGAUGCUGUGAGUGAUAAUGGAACAGAAGAGGUAGCAGCUGUACCUUCUGCAUCUAAUGCUGUGGUAUCAGAUGAUGGUAUUUUCAAAGUAACAGUGAGUUCUGUUACAUCAGUGUCAACAUCUCAACAAAAUGUGGAAGGUAGCUCAGAAGCAAGGCAGGCAUUCUCUCCGUCACCUAGAAUGAACUGUGGCCUGGUUGUGAAGCAUAGUAUCCUUUACUUGUAUGGAGGACUGAUUGAGGAAGGGGAUAAGCAGUUUACCCUAUCAGACUUUUAUUCUUUAGAUCUACACAAACUGGAUGAAUGGAAGACACUUAUCCCAAAUGAUCUAACAAGCCAAGAAUGGUUAGAAUCAGACAGUAGCUCAGAUGCCAAUGAAGAAGACUCAGGAUCAGAUGGUGACAGUGAAAGUGAUGAAGAACAAACUCAGAUGGUAGUUGAUGAAAUUCAGCAAUAAAUUAAGUGUAUAACUGUCAUUAAUCAUGUUAUUGAUAUGUCAAAAUAUAUAAAUACAUAUUAUCAUCAUGUACUUUUCAGUAAAAAAGGAGUGGUAUAUAAAAUGUAAAGACUCUUUUUCAAACUGUAAA
This is a messenger RNA of Zootermopsis nevadensis, 1928 nucleotides long. The record is from RefSeq and is a predicted model, not a curated record. NCBI's taxonomy places the organism in Eukaryota, Metazoa, Arthropoda, Insecta, Blattodea, Termopsidae.